Molecule: messenger RNA, 3700 nt
Organism: Tachyglossus aculeatus (Australian echidna)
Lineage: Eukaryota; Metazoa; Chordata; Mammalia; Monotremata; Tachyglossidae
Gene: TRAF5
Product: TNF receptor associated factor 5
Exons: 12
Coding region: 304-1986 (560 amino acids)
Biological process (GO): regulation of apoptotic process; positive regulation of JNK cascade; positive regulation of canonical NF-kappaB signal transduction
Cellular component (GO): plasma membrane signaling receptor complex
Molecular function (GO): tumor necrosis factor receptor binding; zinc ion binding; thioesterase binding
Source: RefSeq, a predicted model, not a curated record
GGCGGCAGAGGAGCGGAGGGUGCGGGCUGGGCUGGAGAAGGAGCAGACCCCCCCCAUUGCGGAGCCCGGCGCCGGUCCCCGAGUUACCAAUUAAGGAGAAGCAGUUCUUACCCAGAGUCUCUGGGCAGACCUCAGAAUUACAACACAAUUGGUUCCUGGAAAGUGCAUCUUAAGUUGAAGCGUCGUAUAUUGGAACCAAUUUUCUCAUAGGAAUGAUGGUAUAAAUGGAGGAUGAGUUCCUGAACCAAGGUCGGAUAUCCUACUUUCACUGAAAUUACUCAGAAUUGAGUCCUCGAUUCCAGCAUGGCUUCCAUGGGCUCAGAGGAACUGACCAGUGGCUCCAAAGCCUUCAGCCGCCAGAAUUCCAGCAGCUGCAUCUCUCUGGACUUUGAGCCUGACAUGCAAUAUCAGUUUGUUGAGCAAUUAGAAGAACGUUACAAAUGCACCUUUUGCCACUCUGUCCUUCACAACCCUCACCAGACCGGCUGCGGACACAGAUUCUGUCAGCACUGUAUCCUGUCCCCGAGAGAAUUAAACGACUUUCCCACCUGCCCUAUAGAUAAGAAAAUUAUACAGCUCCAGGAGGUAUUUAAAGAUAACUGCUGCAAACGGGAAGUUCUCAACCUGCAAGUGUUUUGCAAGAAUGCUCCUGGCUGCAACUCCAAGGUGAUUCUUGGACGAUACCAGGAUCACCUUCAGCAGUGCUUGUUUCAGCCUGUACAAUGCUCUAAUGAGAACUGCCAGGAAGAAGUUCUCCGGAAAGAUAUGAAAGAUCACUUAGGCUGCCAUUGUAAAUUUCGAGAGGAGAAAUGCCAAUACUGCCAAAAGUAUGUUGUGGCAAUCAAUUUACAGAAUCAUGAGGAGAAUUUUUGUCCUGAUUACCCAGUGUCUUGUCCCUUCAGCUGUUGUCAGAUCAUUCCAAGAACAGAGGUUGAUGAGCAUAUCUCUGUGUGUCCUGAAGCAGAAGAAGAUUGUCCCUAUAAACAGUAUGGCUGUCUUGUAAAGGAUAAAAGGAGGAAUCUUAGGGAACAUGAGAACGCUGCCUUGCGGGAACACAUGCUCCUGGUUUUAGACAAGAAUUCAAGAUUAGAAGAAAAGAUUUCAGACCUACACAGGAGUUUGGAAGUUAAAGAACUUAAAAUUCAGCAACUAGCAGAGAUGGUAAAGAAAUUUGAGAAGGAAUUCAGGCAAGUUAUGCAGCUGUUUAGCAAAAAUGGUAACUUGCUGGCAAAUACCCAGAUUCUCGCCACUCACAUUGAUAAAUCUACCUGGCUGGAAACACAAGUAAGGCAGUUAUUACAUAUGGCUAACCAGCAGCAAAGCAAAUUUGACCUGAAAUCACUGAUGGAGACCAUUGAUACUGUAAAGCAAAAGAUUGCCCUGCUGGAAACGUAUGAUCAGCGACUAGUUGUUUUGAAAGACCAGACCAAACAACAUGAUGCCCACAUUAAUGCUCACAAAGCCCAACUAAAUAAAAAUGAAGAACGAUUUAAAUUGCUGGAAGGGACCUGCUAUAAUGGAAAACUGAUCUGGAAAGUGACCGAUUACAAGAUGAAGAAAAGAGAAGCAAUGGAGGGACGCUCAGUUUCUAUAUUCAGUCAGCCUUUCUACACCAGCCGCUGUGGUUACCGGCUUUGUGCGAGGGCUUACCUAAAUGGGGAUGGGUCGGGGAAAGGAACUCACCUCUCUCUCUACUUUGUGGUGAUGAAAGGAGAAUUUGACUCAUUGCUACAGUGGCCUUUCAAGCAGAAAGUUACCAUGAUGCUUUUGGAUCAGAGUGGCAAAAAGAACCACAUUGUGGAGAUCUUCAAGGCUGAUCCCAAUAGCAGCAGUUUUAAAAGGCCUGAGGGGGAAAUGAACAUUGCUUCAGGCUUUCCCCGCUUUGUGGACCAUUCCAUGUUGGAAAAUGUCAAGAACACUUUCAUUAAAGAAGAUACGCUGUUCAUGAAAGUGGUUGUGGAUUUAACUGACCUUGAAGAACUGUAGAUAGAAGCCAGGGGUGGUUAUUGUCAUAGUGUUGAGGAAAGAAGCUUUUAUGUUUUGAGCAUCUGAGGUCAGAUUUAGUUACCAUAACAGUACUGAACUGGAUUUCUUCAAGCUGUGGCUCUAUUAAGGUUCUUGGUCUUUGGAUUUUGUCGAAAGAUGCUGAAGAGUCAUCAUCUAUCUGUUAACAGGGUGAUAAAAAACAUAUUGAAAGACAGAAUCUGGUAGAUUUAGCUAAUGACUUAUUUAGCCUGUAUCUUUAAGACUGAUUUUCAGCCAAGAAAACAUUCCUCCUCAAUAGUAUUGUGCAGAUUUGGUUACACACUUAAAAGAUGUCAGACCUGAGACCAUACCAGCAGUUCCUUUAAAAUCUUCAGAGACUCUGCCAGAAAUCCACAAAUUCAGAAGAAUGAAAAUGACAGCAGGAAAGUCAGAUGGCUUCAGUAUAUCCCAUAGAGGGGGAAAGAAAGCAUGGCUAAUGGUCACUGGGAUAGCACUUCGGGUAGGAUAUCAGGCAACUUAGUUACUAUGAAAACAAGAAGGAUUCUUGGCCAAUAUUUUUGGGAAGAGUUCUGAAAAUUAAGUUUGAAAGAUUGAAAACUCUAUUAACUUUGAAUUUGAAAAUAGGAAACAACCUGGAUGAUGGGAAAGAGGAACAAGGAACAUUAAAAGCCUUGGGCUUCAGUGCCUGACUGAGAAGAGUAUUCAAUCAAUGGGAUUUUAAAAUUACUUUGCGCAGAGCACUACAUUAAGCAUUCCAGUCUGAUAAUCUUGUGUCUAACCCCAGUACACAGCACAGUUCUUGGCUCAUAAAAAGCACUUAUCAAAUACCAUAAUUACUAUUUUUAGAAAACAGUCUUACCCUGAAGGUGCUUACAAUCAAAUGGGGGAGUCAAAAAGAGAUGUUAUUUACAGAGAGUAGCAGGGGAAGGAGAUGAUUAUAAUGUGAUAUGGGUACAGAAAGCAGCAAAAACAAUAGCAAAACAUCUAUCCUGAAUUCUUAUUGGAUCACUCACUACUAGACAAGAUCUGAGCAGUUAUACCAUUGUAGGAAAUUUCUUGCCAUUCUCCUAGGUGGGCACAGGAUUCAGGCAAGGUACUGUGAAUGAAAGUGGUUAAGUGUUCAUCAUGUAUAUAAAGUGCUCAAGUGCACUUGGAUUUGUAAAUUUUGUUAUUACGACUUUGUGCUAAUGCCAGAACGGCAAAAAUGCAGUGUUUUGCAGAGUCUUGUGCUUAAAAGCUCAGUGUUUUUUUUUAAUUAAAAAUAACCUCUCAAAGGCACAUAAAGGAAAGUGGCAGAAGGAAGCUUUAAAGCCACUCCCUGAUAUGAUCUACCACAGCAACCUCUGCAUCAUCAAUUGGAAAAAAAAAUGUCGUAAACUAUAUGUAAAUAUCUUCAGGGUCUGAGGGAAGAUUCAAAAACCAUCUAUGAAACUUGUAGAAUGAUGAAAAUAAUUAUAAUGCAGACUUUUAAGAGGGCCAAAUAACUUACAUAGAAAUAUGUAAUUGCUCAUCUAUUCUAGAGAUCCCCAAUAUUAACUUCCCUGGGAAUUGUGUGACAAAGGAUGGUGGUUUACAGAGCAAACAUUCUCAGGUAAUCUUUGAAAGCACUGUAAUUUUGACUAGUUCGUAGAAUACUGGAUACUGCAAAAGCACAAACACAUAGCCGUGACUAGUUUGGUGUAAAUCUGACAAACAUUUAAAUAAAAAUGUCAGA